Molecule: messenger RNA, 1530 nt
Organism: Drosophila navojoa
Lineage: Eukaryota; Metazoa; Arthropoda; Insecta; Diptera; Drosophilidae
Gene: Mf
Product: myofilin
Source: RefSeq, a predicted model, not a curated record
AGUAAAAUUGGUGAGGCGAAUUUCGAAUGGUUUGCAGUUUGAAAAAAUUCUUCGUUGAGGAUAGAUCGCUAUUUUUUAGGAGUAAAGCAAAUUCGAACGAGUUCAACGAAUAUUUCUUGUGCUUGACAGACACAAAACAAAUCGAUCAAAAUGUUCAAAAACCAUUUGGAAAUGAUUGGGCGCAAUGAGAGCCCCAGCAAGAAGGCCAAAUUCUGGCAAUCCUACAUCAGAUCCCUGAAGGGCUCCGAGGAUAUUCGCGCCCAUGAGGCGCCAAGAGCUUCUCGCCCAUACAGCUCGUACCUGGAUUCGCCCACAUACAGGAGCAUCUACGAUGAGCCCGCAACGGCCAACGAGCGCGUUCAGUCAUCUGGCUACAGAUACUUGCCAGUGAGCCGCGACACCUACGGCUACUCGCCACGUGCCAUCUACGAUCAUCAUUACAGCAGAACAAUUCCAGCUAAUUACGAUGCAGAGAAGGCAUGGAAUGAUCAUUUGAAGCGCAUGCAAGAAAUUGAGCGCAGAUACCCAUCUCGCUAUGGUCUCUACUUGAGAGACAAGCCACUCACACCAAACUCUUUGGUGCCUUUGGAAUACGAGCCAGAGGAUAAGCUGUUGGCUGAACUUAACAAGGCACGUCGCUCGGCCUCGCCGUUCCGUCCCAGCCGCACGAGCCGGGCUGGCAGCGAGCCCUAUGUGCCACCGCCAGUGUACUGGAACCGUGAGGGCAGCGUGCCACGUGGCGGACCAUCGGUGUUCGAUCGCGCUACCAGCUUGGCUCCGUUCACGCGGCCAAGCUUCCGUGCCAGCUCGCUGGAGCCUUUGGAUGAACUCUUUGAAAGUAAGUUGCCAACAAUUUCUGUGGCCCCGGCCGAAGCCGAGGCCGAUGUAGCAGCUGCCACUAGGCCUUCGAUUUUUGAGCGCGCCGGCUCACCAAGUCCCACUCCUGUCAAAGCCGGUCGCUGGGGACCACGCCCCACCGAAGUCGCCUACGAUGCUGAGGGACUUCCAAUCUUCCAUCCACGCAACCGCUUCAGGGAUAUGCUGAGCCCCAGCCCCAAGCUGCCGAUCUCGUCGAUUGUGCGCGAUCCCUUCUGGUGGGAUGUGGAUGAUCUGGUGCCCUUCCGUGCCACCUCGGUGCCCCGCGCCUCGAGCCCCGUUGCCCGUGAUUCGUAUUUGUCGCCGGUGAAGAACCGCUAUCUAUGGUCGAGACACCCAGCCAGACCUCUGACACCUCACCGCUCAAUUUUGUAAACGAACGAAAACGAACAACAACAACUACACUUACAACAACAACGAAUGCAUCAAUGGGGUCCCAAAUAACCAUCAACGAUUAGUCUUUAGGUUUCCAUGUCAAGAACCGGAAAUCAGUGAAAGUAGCAAAAUAUAUCUAUAUAAAGACUAUAUAUAUAUAUAGCCUUUGAGUCCUCAACAACGAUUGAAUUUUUUCAAAACUGCCAGCCCCAGAAGAUCCGGGUGCUGCCUCCACUUUAAUAAUUGCCAUCAAGUGCUUACUUCCCGUAGUAAAAGUAA